AUAACUAACAUCUGGUUGCUAGGUGUGGCCUCUUUUCAAACUAUAAAAGCAAAGCCUGAGACUUCACUUCCAGUGUGAAACCCUUAGAGAAGCUGCUCUUCUGAGUUCUUUGGAGGAAGGAAGAAAAUCUAUACUGAAUUAAAAAUGUCAAUGGUACAGGAAUUCCUCAAACAAGCCUGGUUCAUUGAAAAUGAAGAGCAGGAAUAUGUGAAAACUGUGAAGGGAUCCAAGGGGGGCCCAGGGUCAGCCGUGAGCCCCUAUCCCAGCUUCAACCCAUCCUCAGAUGUCGAGGCUUUGCAUAAUGCAAUAAUGACUAAAGGUGUAGAUGAAGCAACCAUCAUUGACAUCCUGACUAAGAGAAACAACGCACAACGUCAACAGAUCAAAGCAGCUUAUCUCCAAGAAAAAGGAAAGCCUCUGGAUGAAACUCUGAAGAAAGCUCUAACAGGCCACCUGGAGGAGGUUGUCUUGGCUCUACUGAAAACACCAGCUCGUUUUGAUGCUGAUGAGCUCUAUGGUGCCAUGAAGGGUCUUGGAACUAAUGAGGAUACCCUGAAUGAAAUUUUGGCAUCAAGAACUAAUAGAGAAAUCAGAGAAAUCAACAGAGUCUACAGGGAAGAAUUGAAAAGAGACCUGGCUAAAGACAUUACCUCAGACACAUCUGGAGACUAUAGGAAGACUCUGCUUUCCCUUGCAAAGGGGGACCGAUCUGAGGAUCUUGGCGUAAAUGAAGAAUUGGCUGAUACAGAUGCCAGGGCCUUAUAUGAAGCGGGAGAGAAAAGAAGAGGAACAGAUGUGAAUGUGUUCAAUACUAUUCUUACCACCAGGAGCUAUCCCCAUCUUCGCAGAAUGUUUCAGAAGUAUAGUAAGUACAGCGAUCAUGACAUGAAUAAAGUUCUGAAGCUGGAGAUGAAAGGUGAUGCCGAGAAAUGCUUCCAAACAAUUGUAAAGUGUGCCUCAAGCAAGCCAGCUUUCUUUGCUGAGAGACUUCAUAAUGCCAUGAAGGGUGCUGGAACUCGUCAUAAGGAUCUGAUCCGAAUCAUGGUUUCCCGUUCUGAAAUUGACAUGAAUGACAUCAAAGCAUAUUACCAGAGAAUGUAUGGUAUCUCUCUUGGCCAAGCUAUCCUGGAUGAAACCAAGGGAGACUACGAAAAAAUCCUUGUGGCUCUCUGUGGAGCAAAUUAAACAUUCCUUUGAUGAUCUACAGCCUUUUGAUCUGAAGACUUCUUCAUCAUGUCUUUCUAUUCCAUAUCAUAAUGUUAAAUAGGACUGUUUUCUCUAGCAGGAUCACAGUCUAGCUAAAUGUUUCCUUAAAAAAGUAUUACUCACAAAUUGUUUUUAUAUCACAACUCUGAUUAACAGAGGUAUUUUUUUAAAUGUAUGCCCUAAACUGUACACACAGCAAACAGGUUAGGUUAAGUUGCAUUGCCAGAGAAACAAUUGUCUGUAGCUUAUAAUAAAGUUAUGCUUAAAGAAUA
Messenger RNA from Erinaceus europaeus (western European hedgehog), 1478 nucleotides. It is a transcript of the gene ANXA1, whose product is annotated as annexin A1. NCBI's taxonomy places the organism in Eukaryota, Metazoa, Chordata, Mammalia, Eulipotyphla, Erinaceidae. Gene Ontology annotation, biological process: regulation of interleukin-1 production; regulation of cell shape; cellular response to hydrogen peroxide. The record is from RefSeq and is a predicted model, not a curated record. The transcript is spliced from 13 exons. The coding region runs from base 145 to 1185 and encodes 346 amino acids. Gene Ontology annotation, molecular function: calcium-dependent phospholipid binding; cadherin binding involved in cell-cell adhesion; calcium ion binding. Gene Ontology annotation, cellular component: cytoplasm; plasma membrane.